AUGACUUGGAAUGUUAGGGGCUUGAACCGGCCCCUGAAACAAAGUGAGGUUCGUUCUAUUGUUGCUGAUAAUAAAUUAGAUAUGUGCGCGAUCCUUGAUUCUCAUGUGGAUGUCUCUAAGUUGGCUAAAGUGUGUAAGUAUGUGUUCCGUAAUUGGUGUUGGACUUCUAAUGGCGGUUUAUGCUCUCGUGGAACGAGAAUUAUUCUGGGUUGGAAUCCUGUCAUGUUUGAUGUUAUGGUCCUCUUUCAAUCAGAUCAACUUAUUCAUACUCAGGUCAUUUUUAAAGAUAGCAAAAAGGUUCUUUUUUGCUCUUUUGUGUAUGCUGAAAAUAAGUAUCAAGAUCGUAGACUUCUCUGGGAUGAUUUAUGUAAACAUAAGGUUUUCUGUCAUGACAAGCCGUGGGUGGUUAUGGGAGAUUUCAAUUCGGCUCUCAAGAUUGAAGAUUCGUUGUUUGGGUCCUCCAAUCAUUCUAUUGGCAUGCGUGAAUUUGAUGCUUGUGUCCAACAAGCUGAAUUGUUCGACAUUCAAGCUCAUGGUUUGCAAUGCUCUUGGAGCCAAAAGCCUAAGAGUGGAGUGGGUCUUCUCAAAAAGAUUGAUAGAAUUCUGGGUAAUGUUUCUUUCAUUGAUCAAUUUUCUGAUGCUUUUGCUAUGUUCCACCCGUUUCGGGUGUCUGACCAUACGCCUUGUAUUCUAAGAAUGAUGAACUCUUAUGGAAAUCAGCCAAGACCUUUUAAAUUUCCGAACUUCAUUGUGAGAAAACCUGAAUUUAAGGAGUCCGUGCAACAUGAGUGGAUGAAAACAGUGGAGGGUGUUACUAUGCUUUCAAUUGUGAAGAAAAUGAGGAAUUUGAAACCUAGGUUGAGGAAGAUUCUGUUCAACCAAGGUAAUUUACAUGAUAGGGUGAAUGAGUUGAGGAAAACCUUGGAUGAUAUUCAGGUUCCGGUAGAUCAGGACCCGUUGGAUUUUCGGCUUCGGCAAAUGGAGACUCAAUGUCUUCAAGAGUUUCAAUCAGCGGCUUAUGAUGAAGAAUGUUUUUUAAAAUAG
Messenger RNA from Helianthus annuus (common sunflower), 1044 nucleotides. RefSeq lists its product as uncharacterized. The transcript has a single exon. The record is from RefSeq and is a predicted model, not a curated record. Lineage: Eukaryota; Viridiplantae; Streptophyta; Magnoliopsida; Asterales; Asteraceae. Bases 1 to 1044 code for a protein of 347 amino acids.